AUGAAUCAGGAAGCUUAGUACACAACAGAAUUCGGUGGAAUUUCAUCUUUGGUUAUUAUUGUUGUAGUUAUUUUAUUCUUCUUUUCUAAUAUAUUGGAUUUUUUUGCUAAAACUUAAGUAUUUACAGAUGAUGAAACCUUAAUUUCAAAUGAUCCUUAAAUGCUUGAACUUAAUUCAGAUAAUUAUAUGUUAGCUGUCUCCAUAGAAUAAACAAAUUAUUCUUUGAAUCCUUUCUUUAAUAUUUCAAUUGAGUAAAGGUAACUGAUUUACUUAAUUAAGAUAAUAUGAUAGAGAUACUAAUGGAGUAUUAAAAAAGACAAUAAAAUAUAUUUAACUUUAAGAGUGUAGAUUUGAUUAAUUUGAUAAAGUAUUUUCAAAACACGGAAUUAAUUUUACAGAAUAAUUCAAUACUUUAGGAUUAAAAUAUUGGUUAUGCCCAAAGUAAAAAUUAAAAUUAUCUUAGAGAUGAUUUCAAAAUCCUACUGAAAGGAACUUAUUCAAGUGAUCAAUUCUAAUUUAUUAAACUUGUUGUUAAGGAAUGUUAAAAUUCAAAUAUACAAAAUUAAACUUGGAACCCAAUUUGUGCAAAUGAAGAAGUCAAAUAAAAAUAUUUAACUAAAGAAGGAUAAUUUAAAUUAUAAUUAUACUAGACCAAUACAAUAAUUAAUUAAAACAAACCUGAUAAUUAUUUAACUUAAUUUCUUGAUAGUGAUAUGUAUUUUACUUUUGUUCCAAAAAAACUCUCUAGAUAAGCUAAUAUUUAUUUUAGAGAAUCUAAAAUUAUUAAUGAUAAUAGUCUUUUACCUUAUUAGUACAAAUUAUAUGUAUAAUUAAGGGACUAAACAGAAACAGCAGUGAUUGUGAGAAAAAAUGAGGAUUUUCGUGAUUUGACAGAAUUAGGAAGAGAUACGGAUGAUUAAUAUGCAAUAAUUUAUUUAAGAAGAAGUUAAUUCACUUAAAUAAUAUCUAGAAAGUUUUAAAAAUUAGGUGAAUUGUUGUCUUAUCUUGGAGGUGUAGUAUAAAUAAUGAGAUUGUUAUUUGGAAUAUUCAUAGUGUUUUGCAAUAGAUAAUUAAGUAGAGUAUUUCUUAUCAUUUAGUGUUAAUUGAAUUGUCUAAUAAAUUGUAUGAUUUUAAAGAAAUCAAAUUAAAAAGAGUUGAAUAACCUUCUCCUCCUUAAAUGACAGGGAGUAUGCCAUAAGAUACUGUUAGAUCUAAAUAUAUUGAAGAUUAAUUGAAUUCUCCAGAACCAGAUGCUAUUUUAGAUAUUAAAAAUGAUACAUUCUUGUCUCCUAGUACAACUAAUAUCAAAAGUGCUAUCGAUAAAAUAUUAUAUGAAUCUAAUCCUAUCAGAUUUUCAUUCAAAUUAUUUCUAAACAAACUUACAUGCGGUUUCAUGUUUAAAGAUAGAAAUGCAAUACUUCUAGAAAAAGCUAUUAAUAGAAUGAAUUAAGAUUUAGAUCUACAUAGUAUUUUAUAUAGAAUUCAAGAAAUAAGUAAAAUUAAGAAAUUACUAUUCAAUGAAUAAUAAAUGAUCUUAUUUAAUUUUACACCAAAACCAUAGAUAUCUGUCCAAAGCAAUAGUAGAGUUCCUUCUCGUUUAUUGAUACAUGAUUCAAAAAUAAAAAGUAGAUUAAAAAGAUAAAAUAAUUUAGAUAUCAAAGAACAAGAUUAAAUUUCAUAUAUGCUUAUGAAUGUAAUAUAUAUUUUAAUUAAAUAGGCUUAUGCUUUAGUUAAAGAUGAUAUUCCAGCAGAAUUUUAGAGUGAUUGCUCUUUAAAAAUCAAUCAAAAGUUAAUAGAAUUGAUGAUUCAAGAAACUUAGAAUGCUGAUAAUUCUUUUAAACAUUAAUUAUAGUCACCUAAAAAACCUUUUAUUUCCUUUAAGUUUUAAAUUAAUGAUUAAUAGAAUGAAUAAGAAUAGAUUAAUGAAAAUAAGAAUGACAACCCAAUCAUUAAUGAAUAACAAUGA
Paramecium pentaurelia is the source of this 1966-nucleotide messenger RNA. Lineage: Eukaryota; Ciliophora; Oligohymenophorea; Peniculida; Parameciidae. The record is from the annotation of a GenBank genome assembly.